CCGUAUUUUCCGGCGUAGAAUAUAAUAUUAAUAAUACCCGUAUCUCAUAGCAGUUAAGGGGACAAGGUCGGAUGCAGCAGUACCAUACCGGUACUUCCGAGCUGACACUUCUGCACAUGUCUAGGGCAGCAGUAGACGAUCACUGAUCACCAUUCCUCGCAGAACUGCAUGAGACGUCGGAUGCAGCCGUUCAGUGCUCGAUUGAUCGUGACUGAAACUGUGACAUGCGCAGAAUCACUGUGUAUCCCUUCUCUGCAUAUCACAGUUUCAGUCAAGCUCAAUCGAGCACUGCUGCAUCCGAUGUCUCAU
This is a messenger RNA of Staurois parvus, 309 nucleotides long. NCBI's taxonomy places the organism in Eukaryota, Metazoa, Chordata, Amphibia, Anura, Ranidae. The record is from the annotation of a GenBank genome assembly.